AGCUGCUGUGCUACUACCCCUGCCACUUGCUGCUGUUUCCAGAACCAAAACCUAUUGCCCUCGUAUCCCUUCUCGUUGCUUUGUGCUUGAUCUCCCCCCUCUCUCUGUAUUGUGCUACAGUUGCUCUUCAAUUUGAAAUCAGAAACAUCGAUUGGGUCUUUCUCUUAUCUGUUCUUCUUUUUUACUGUUGAUUAGGGCUUCAAUUUUCGGAUCUUAAUUCCAUCCACAAGACUAGCAAGAUUAAAAAUGGAUGAUACAAUGAAGCAAUUUCAAGAAAAGCUGAUUGAGAUUGAGGCCGAAGCAGAGGCUCUUCUACUUGCAAGGCACCAGUUAGUUGAGAAUGAUAGAAUGAGAAAUGGGAACAGGGAAGCAUUGACUGCACUAAGAAAGAGAAGCCGGACUACAAAAACAAGUGUUCCUUCACCUUAUGAGUUCGUGAUGAAGGAAAUUGAUCAAUCGAGGCCUCUAGUGAAGGAGAUCUGUGCAACUUGUGGGAAUCAUGACUCUAAGGAAAAGACAUGGAUGAUGUUCCCUGGAACUGAUAUAUUUGCUCGGGUUCCAUUUCACGCUGCUCAUACCAUUUUGGAGAAAGAUCAAACCAGGCUAGACUAUGAUGUUAAUAAACUACAAAGUAUUGUAAAGGAGAAGUCUUUUUGGAUAUCAGAACAAGGUGUUCUUGCUGACAAGAUUGGUCCAGGGGUUUUGAAGUCACUGGUGACCUUACACGACAAACCAAAGUGACUUUGUUGACUCGACAACCAUAUCCUGGAGAAAACAACCAAGUGAAGCAGGUAUCGCUAAAGCUGUUUUUAUUCCCAUUAGAAUUUUAUAUCAAUCAUUGAAAACAUCGAAGAAAACACUUUGUGUAUAUCGACAAAUUGGAUAUUCACACAACCAUGCAUAUUUGGAAGACUAGAAUUCCCAAGGUGAAGUUCAAGAGGCAUAACCGAUGCUAUUGGCAGUGAACCAAGGAGAUUUAGGACAAAUGAUUAAAACGACACUCUAGGUUUGGUUUUACGCCAACGGCCACAAAAAAACUGCUUUGCAAUUGAAUCCACUUGGGUUCGGCUAGAAAUGUAGAAAAGGCAGUCUUAAGGUUUGGAUCUGGUCUUAAUUUCUGAAUGGUUAAAACUGGUCAUCUAUAGCCUUGGGCAACUAAGUCAUUUUGAAACAGUUGAGUCCUUGUUCGUAUUUGGCUACUAAUAAAUUUUUCAUCAUGAUUUCUGUA
Cynara cardunculus var. scolymus (artichoke) is the source of this 1228-nucleotide messenger RNA. RefSeq lists its product as uncharacterized. The record is from RefSeq and is a predicted model, not a curated record. The coding region runs from base 247 to 741 and encodes 164 amino acids. The transcript is spliced from 5 exons. NCBI's taxonomy places the organism in Eukaryota, Viridiplantae, Streptophyta, Magnoliopsida, Asterales, Asteraceae.